CUUAGUUCAUGGUGUCACGGCAGUGGGCUGAGUUUUUACAUGUGCAGAAAUGUCCAUAUGUUCAAGUCCAAACACGUCCGGUGGAGCAGGAUUUGAAUCUGGUGAUCGAACUUCAACUUUCAUUCUCUCGUUCUUUUGCUACUAUUUUUAAAGCAGUAAAAAAAAAUUAGAUCGCCAUACCUGAUAAGCGGUCCCAAAAGGAGGAGAUGCAAACACAAGACCAGUGGACGGUCGCUUUCCAAGUCUCGAUGGAGGAAAGUACAAGCUGAAGAGAAGAUGGUCGCUGAUGUGCGGCUCACACCUCAGCAUGUUCAACCUAAUGAGCAGCUGCUGCAACUGGAUCACAAAAUUACAGCAACCUGUCAGGAAAGUCACAGUGCUAAUGGUCGGCCUUGACAAUGCUGGCAAAACCUCCACUAUAAGAGGCAUUUUGAAAGCACCUCCACGGGACCUGGGCCCCACCAGUGGAUGCGUACGCACUGAGCUGAGAGUGGACAACUUUCUAGUGACCUUGCUGGAUGUCGGAGGUGGUCGAGAGAGUCGUGGAGCCUGGAGGCAGCUCUGUGGAGAAGCCCAUGGGAUUAUUUUUGUGGUCGAUUCUAGCGAUGGGCAGCGGGUUCCUGAAGCCAGGGGGCUUCUUACAGAUGUGUUACAGCAGGCCAGGGUAGCAAGGAAACCCCUUUUGCUGCUGGCCAACAAGCAAGACAAGAUGGACGCUCUCCUGGUCAGUGACCUAAUGGAGGCCCUGUCACUGGAGAAACUGGUCAACCAGAGCCGAUCGCCCUGUCACAUUGAGCCCAGCUCCGCACUGGUGGACGUGCGCAGGUGGACCGACAGGAAGACCUUGAGAGGCCUGCGCUGGCUGCUGCGAGCCGUCAGCCUGGACUACACCGACCUGUGUGCCCGCAUCGCCAGGGACAGCAAGCGUCCCGCGGAGCGAGAGGAGAGGGAGAAGCGAGCGGCAGCUGAGAAAGGGCCCCGCAGGAGCCCAGAGGAGCAGACUAACACCAGCAAGAAACACCUGCAACACGGCGAGGACCUUACUGGCAAAGAGAAAAAAAUGACAAAGAAAAGCACUGGUGGAAAACAGCAUCCCAUUCAGAACAUCAUGAAAGCGGAGAGAAGCCUGAAAAAGAAUAUGAAGGAAAAUCAGGUAAAGAUCAGAGAUGCUGUGAACAGCAGAAGGGCAGCGAGGAGGAAAUGGGGUGAGGAAGAAGAGGAGGAGGAGGUGAAGGGAAGGGCUGAGAUCGGGCAGAGGGGUGACACAGAGGAGACAUCAAGUGGUGCCCUGGUUCCGAAAAUGCGUGGCAAGACAAAACGAAAAAUGAAGAUAGUGAUGAAAGACACAUUGGUGCUUCCUGAAUCAGAAAAGAAGGAGGAGCCCCGUGCAAAGAAAGGUGAGGUCAGAAGUAAAAAGAAGAAAAAGUCAGUAAAUGUAAAGAAGAAAAACAAAAUAAAUUCGGAAGGUGUGUCUGCUGCAUAUUCACAGCCGGUUGACCUGUCUGCCACGUUCGACCUCUACAGGAAGGCUAUAUUAGCUCUGAAGGCCCACCCAGAGCAGAAUAAAGGAGGCUCCUCCUGCUGAGCCCUCACUGCACUGCAGCCUGUGAUUGUGCUGCAUUAAGUAACACAUAAACUCCUACCCCAUGCUCUGCAGUUACACUGCACUCUCUUCUCCUCCCUCCUGCUGAGCCCUCAGUGCACUGUACCCUGUGAUCCUGCUGCAUUAAGUAACACAUAAACUCCUACCCCAUGCUCUGCAGUUACACUGCACUCUCUUCUCCUCCCUCCUGCUGAGCCCUCAGUGCACUGUACCCUGUGAUCCUGCUGCAUUAAGUGUGAUUUUCUAUGUGCACACAGCUGAUGUGUUAACACCCCCACUCACUAUUGCAUUCUAUUUAAACAGGUCUUCUUAAGUUGUUUUGAUUACUUUAAAUGUCAGUGCUGUUUACAGUGUGUGUUUAUAUAUCUUAAGAACUAUUCCCUCAGUGUAGAGGUUUCCAGAAGCAAGGUGUUUCAUUUGUACAUCAAAGUCAUUCAGUCUUUGUUGUCUAUUGGACAGAGGAAGGACAUUAGCAUCAAAGCACAGAACGUUCCUGUAUGCAGAAUGUGAUCUCUUUACAACCAAGUACCUUUCAUGUUACAGUACCGGUCAAAUGUUUGGGAAAACCUGCUUUUUAAUGAAUCUGUUUCUAGUUUAGCCAUGUUAUUCAUCUCAUAGGCCGCGAGACAAUGAAGUAAUAUAUAUCAUUAUAAUAUAAAUGAAAUAUUACUGAGAGAAGUGUUCAACAACUCAAAAUUUUAGACUCUUCAAAACAGCCCCCUUUUGCUUUGAUGACAGCAUUACAAUCUCUGACAUUCUCUCAACCAGCUUCCAGAUGUAGCCACCUGGAAUGCUUCUCCAAUGGUCCUGAAGGAGUUUCCACAAGUUUUGGGCACAAAUUGGCUACCUUACUCAUCACAAAACAGCUCUAUAGCAUCUAGGUUGGGGGGGAUUUUGGGGGCCAGGUCAUUUGUCACAGCAUUCCAUCUAUCUCCUUAUUCACUAGAUAAUACUUACUACAUUACCCUAAGAUGUGUUUGGGGCAUUAUCUUGAUAAAUUAAAUGAUGGUCCAAGAUAGGAUACCGUGUUAUUGCAAAAUCCUGCCUUCAAUUUUAUAUAAAUCUCCAACAGCACCAUCAGUGAAACAGUCCCACACCAUUAUAUUACCUCACUGUCCCACACCAUUACACUGCCUCACUGUCCCUCACCAUUACACUGCCUCACAGUCCCACACCAUUACACUGCCUCACAGUCCCACACCAUUACACUGCCUCACUGUCCCACACCAUUACACUACCUCACUGUGGGGCCAAACAUGCUGUCAUCCUCAGUUCACCUUUUCUGCAUAUCACAAAAACAUAACGAUUGGAGCCAAAAAUUUUCAAAGCAGAUUUCCAUUGUUCUAAUAUCUGUAUUUUUUUGCCCACCCCAAUCUUUUCUUCUUAUCUACAUCCUUCAGAAGUAGUUUGUUUGCAGCAAUUCCGGCAUAAUGGUGUAGAACACUGAGGAUAAAGACCAGAUUCAUGUAAUGAGCAGUUAGGAUAGUUUGGAUAGUUUGAUGGUUUUGCCCACUGCAGCUGAAGACACUGCCAGGCAUUUUAUUAAUUCAUUGACCAUCAUUUCUUAAAAUAAUUAUGGAUGGACAUUUUUCUUUGUUAAGCUUUUCUUGUCAUAUUAUUGAUUAUUAAAACAAGAAAGCUAUUUUACAAACAGGGCCAUUGGUAUUCACUGUACCUAAUCACAACAAAAAUGAUUAUUUCCAGUGUUUAGAUCAUGAAAGAUGGUAUUCAGUAUAAUAUAUAGUAAUUAUGGGACCUGUAAUUAUCUAGCACUUUCUUUGCUUGCUAAGAUUUUGUACCUAU
Messenger RNA from Paramormyrops kingsleyae, 3406 nucleotides. RefSeq names its product ADP-ribosylation factor-like 13A (gene arl13a). Gene Ontology annotation, cellular component: ciliary membrane; non-motile cilium. Gene Ontology annotation, molecular function: GTP binding; GTPase activity. The record is from RefSeq and is a predicted model, not a curated record. Gene Ontology annotation, biological process: receptor localization to non-motile cilium; non-motile cilium assembly. Lineage: Eukaryota; Metazoa; Chordata; Actinopteri; Osteoglossiformes; Mormyridae.